Messenger RNA from Cyphellophora attinorum, 1650 nucleotides. RefSeq names its product WD repeat-containing protein 5. Gene Ontology annotation, molecular function: protein binding. Lineage: Eukaryota; Fungi; Ascomycota; Eurotiomycetes; Chaetothyriales; Cyphellophoraceae. The record is from RefSeq and is a predicted model, not a curated record. Bases 1 to 1650 code for a protein of 549 amino acids. The transcript has a single exon.
AUGGAUGCAGAUGUGAGCUACCCUACGGCUAAGCGGCGAAGAACCUCCCAGAAUUCCUCCGAUUCGCGAUCGAGAUCCGGCUCCAGAACGCCAGCAACGCGUUCGCGUCGAGAUUCGCUGAGACAGCGCAGCAGAUCCUACAGUGGCUCCCGAUCACCUCCACGUCGACAACAGCGGAGCGCCACUGGCUCAUCGGACUACCAUAGCGCGCGAGACUCUCAAGAUGGCGACCAAUAUAAAGACAGAUCAGGCUCGCCUCGUCUCAAUCAUCCACGAGCAUCCACAUCCUCGAGCCGCAGCCUGCGCUUCCUUCCCCUACAGACCCUUCCUCGGGCUCACGCAAGAGGCAUCACCUGCGCAAAAUUCUCGCCGGAUGGCGCCUUGCUCGCGACUGCGUCAGCAGAUGCCACCAUCAACAUCUACUCCGUCCCCACAGAUCCACGGCUACCUUCUACAACCUCACCGAUAAAGCAAGAGCCCGACACCGAGGGUCCUGUCACAACAGCAGGCUUCAAACACAUACGAACGCUCCGCGGCCACCUCGCCGGCAUCAACGCUCUCUCAUGGUCGCCCGUCAGCAACGGCACCACCACCACAACAACCUACUCCGCCGCCGAAGACAAUCAACCCACCCCACCCACGACCUCCUCCAAAUUCUACACCCUAGCCUCCGCCUCCGACGACAAAACCAUCCUCCUCUGGUCGCCCCUCUCCAGCGACACCCCCAUCGCGCCCUCUCCUCUCACCGGCCACUCCAACUACGUCUACUCCCUCGCCUUCUCCCCCAAAGGCAACAUGCUGGUCUCCGGCUCCUACGACGAAGCCGUCUUUCUGUGGGACGUGCGCUCCGGCCGCGCAAUGCGCCAGCUACCUGCGCACUCUGACCCCGUUGGUGGCGUGGACUUUAUCUGCGAUGGCACCAUGGCGUGUUCGUGUUCGACUGAUGGGCUGAUUCGGAUUUGGGAUUCGGGCACAGGGCAGUGUUUGCGGACAUUGGUGGAUGAGGCGCGGAAGGGUGUUACGGGGGUCAUGUUUGCGCCGAAUGGGGGGUAUUUGUUGGCGUGGACGCUCGAUGGGUGUGUGCGGUUGUGGGAUUUUGUGGGCGGGAGGUGUGUUAAGACUUAUCAGGGGCAUGUUAAUAAGGAGUUCAGUUUGGGUGGUGCGGUCGGGACGUAUUUCCCUUCGGUGGUGGAUGAGAGGGGAAGGCAAGGGCAAGGGGCGUUCGUGGCGAGUGGGAGUGAGGAUGGGGAUAUUGUGAUUUGGGAUGUCACGACGAAGGAGACGCUGUGGAGGGGAGAGGGGGCGCAUCGGGACGUGGUGCUUAGUGUAGAUCACUGUACGCCGCAUGCUGUUGAGGGGGCAAGGGGAUUGUUGGUGAGCGUGGGCAAGGACAGAGAUGUGAGGAUCUGGGUUGAGGAUGUGGACGAUGAGGCGGUGCGGAGGCGGCAGGCGGGCCUAGUGGCGUCCAAGAAACAGCAGCAAGACCGGAGCCAAGUCAACGGAAACGGUAACGGCUAUGCAGUGGAUGAGGACGAGGAUUAUAUCAACGCUCAGAUGGUAGAGAUGGGUGGUGAUGGGCAUGAUGGCAUGGAUGUCGAUCACCAUGAUGACCAUCAUGAAGUUAAUGGCCACGAUGGAAUGGAGGAAUGA